This is a messenger RNA of Dissoconium aciculare CBS 342.82, 2809 nucleotides long. RefSeq lists its product as uncharacterized. The coding region runs from base 420 to 2687 and encodes 755 amino acids. Lineage: Eukaryota; Fungi; Ascomycota; Dothideomycetes; Mycosphaerellales; Dissoconiaceae. The record is from RefSeq and is a predicted model, not a curated record. The transcript has a single exon.
CUUCCCUAUCCAAUCCGAUCUGUUCAGGAUAUUAUUAGAGCAAGCGCAACUUGUUGCAUCUCGCCUGAUGCUAGCAACACCGCAUUUCUACCCCCGAUACUUGCCAAUUAGCGAAUUCGUAUCUGAUGCGAUGAUGAUGAUGAUAUCGAAGACCUACUUUUUUUUAUGACACACAGACUCUCCAUCUAAGUCCUGCAUCCGCUUCCCAACUACCUAGGUAUCAUCAUCAACAAAUUAUGCGGAGUCAAGACGACAUUGUGCUCCCAACACUUUCAUGGCACUGCUCGCAUGCCUCGACAUUCAAUUCUCAAGACUUCAAAUGAAAGCUGAGCAAAUCACGUGCACGAGCGAGUUCGCACUUUGCACUACGCUGCGCCCAUAUUUUGGAUCGCUGUCUGAGGUCGCUGCAUUGCUUCAAGAUGACGGAUGAUUUUGACAUCGAUUCGUGGGCAUCUACUAGUCUGUCUAGUCGAUCUCAUCACCGCAGUGGUCCCCACCUGGCGCUGUGUCACAUAUGCCGUGUGUGUCAGCGUCCUCGGAGCAGAAGAUACCAUUAUGAGCAUCCGAUUCCCUAUGACGGAGUUCCACCUCCCCCAGGAAUAUGCAGAAGAUGUCGAGUUGUCCCAGCUGAGGACAUCGCGAGCGUUGGGACCAUGUCUGACGCGAAAGCAAGCGAUGAGGAAAAGAAUCAUUCGGGACAAUCAUCAUCGAAAGGAGAGGUUAUGAGGAGCCAUGGGCCACAAAUACUGCAAAAUUCACAGGCCGUGCGAGAAAAGAGUGCGGCAAGGCCGAACGACCUCCUUAAUCUAUCGUAUCGUCACAUCAACAUGCGCGAGACUUUCGCAAAGUCUACGCGCCGAGAGCACACACAGCCAGACACAGAUCUCGAAACCGAUGACCCUGAGAAUACUGACGACUCAGCUGUCUUGAUAAGUCCUACGCGUAAAGGGAUCGCGGUCUCGUCUUUAAGAAGCACUGCCAAGUCUGGGCCGCCUAAAACGACACCGGAACCGAUGAAGGUGACAUCCAUAAGAGGAGGAGCAGAGUUGGCAUCUCUUCAGAGAGAGCGCGGAGUGUCGUAUCGGUCCGAUGUCAACGAUUCGCUUCUGACCAAGCGCAUUGACGCGGCUGUCCAGACGGAGGUCAGGCAACAGAUCACUCGCGAGGUCCAGCGAAUAGCUCGCGAGGAAACUGCACGGUAUAACCGAGAAAGUAUCAAGGAAUUUGAGUCUCCAAAACAUGACGAAAGAAUGCGUAGAAUAGCAAGAGACGAAGUUGAGAAGUAUCGUCGAGUCGAGCGCAAGAUGGAUGCGCAUGGGCAUGUAUAUGCACAUGGCAAAAUGGUACCGAUCGAGCGAUCGAGUAUUGUAAGUCGGAAAUCGGCACGGGAUGGGCAGGACGAGCGGUCACGCUCCACUGUAGACUACUCUUCGUCCCGUCAACCUUUUUGCGAAGCCGUGGAGGACAUUGACGAUCGCGACCCACCUUCUGUAUGGCAAUCAGGAAAAAGAUCGGGCACCCACGAAACUCCAAUGAGUCGGAUUUUGCGUCACGAGGCCUCGACCAAUCCAAUGAGGAGCGACACCAUUCGAAACAACGGUAACAGUGAUCGUCAGCGUGGCGUCGUCUUGAUCGAUGAGAGAAUACAGCUCGGAAGUGCCAGUGCGCCAACCGCGGCACCCUCGUGGAUGACGAAUGACCAAUUUGGUCCAGCGAAUGACGCCCAGCGCCAAACUCCACAAACAGAAGCCCGGGACCGGGACGAUCACGACUCGGUUAGAGAUCCAGUCAAAAGGGUGCAGUCGCCGUUACAGAAAGCCAGAGAGAGGUCGUCUCUGGACAUUGAUGCAGAGAAUUCCCGAUUCGCAAAAGCUUCCCUUGACCGGACUUCCCUUGACCGGAUCGAUGGUCUGGCCCGCCCAGUACAAAGGCUAUCGCCUUCCGAUGGUCCCGAUGCGCUUACGAGAACACUAUGGAGCGCUUCUGUCCAAGCAGUCGUGUCUCCGUCAUCGAGCGAAACGUCGGCACUCGCCGUUGGGAGGAGAAAGUCUACUACGAGACCGAUGGCCAGACUGUACUAUCGUCCGGAUGAUCCCCAAAGGCAGACGUCGUAUCGUCGUGGUGCACAGAAUUCGCACGGGGAUGAUUCGGGUAAAGAAAGGAGUCAGGUAAAUGGGUCGAUAAGAUACCACUCUGAGUACAAUCAAAUGUCAGCGCGUCGCAACUCUAGCGAUCAUUAUCUCCAGAGCGAGACAGACAUUUCUCGACGGCAGCCGUCGCAGACCAGAUUCUCUGACGAUCACGAAUCAAGUGUUUAUAAGCGCAAAUCGAGGCUCUUGGCAUCGAGACCAGAUUGUGACACACGAUCGCAAAGCCGAGAUUCCGUCCCCGAUGACGCAAAUAAGAUGGUAGAGAAAGGUGACGAUCAAGCCAGGCCUUCAAAGACGCGCCCACACAAUAUUCUACCUAGGAAGCCAUCACACGUGGAUCAAGGCACGAUGAGGGCUGCGAAUGAAGCAGCCCCCUCCGAGCAAGACAGAAACAGACUUCGUCCCGGCAUGCUGGGGCCAUACACGAGACUCGCAGGCAAGCCAAGUGAAAGUGUGAAGGUGCACGAUGGUAGUGUGAUCAGCGAGGACAGUAGCAAUACCAGCCGUCAUCAUCGUCGUAGAAGGGAGCGAAAUUGAAGCGCUCGUCGUCGCAGCGCGGUUUAAGGGGUGCUUUGCCAGGGAACCACUGCAUCCCUUUCAAGGAGUGAUUCUAAACGAGAUAUCAAGGAGUUGUUGCGAGUUGUAUGGUUCGUAUUGAU